Messenger RNA from Rotaria socialis, 1458 nucleotides. Lineage: Eukaryota; Metazoa; Rotifera; Eurotatoria; Philodinida; Philodinidae. The record is from the annotation of a GenBank genome assembly.
AUGAAUCCAUCAACAAAUAAUAAUAAUAAUAAUAAUGCGGUCUUUUCACCCUAUCUACUUUCACGUUUUCAUCAACAUUUGAAUCAUCUUAAUGACAUGGCAUUCGCACAUACGAAGAUCUUACAGGAAAUUAUUGAAAAACGGUCUGUCGAACCGAUGACAUCGUCGCCACGCGGAAGUAUUAGCUCAUCAUCAUCAUCCACAUCGCCGUCCACUACCGAUUCGACUCAACGAAAACGUUCAUAUCCGUGUAGUGACAAUCACGAAAGUAAACAUGAAAAUCAUUUAAAUAAACGUCCAAGAAAACAAUCGAAACCACAACAACUUCUUAAAAUUGAUAAAAAUCAAAAUGAACAAUCAGCUUCAUCGGAUACUGAUGAAAAUGACGACGAUGACGAAGAAGAAAUAGGUGAAGUUAAUGAACCGAAUGAAAAACAAGAUACUCUUCCAAUAGCAGCUCCACCCGUAUUACCAUUCAUACCAAAUAAUUUACCAUUUCUUAGCUAUAUCCAAGAUUUAGCUCGUGCAAAUAAUGUCGCAUCACCUGUAUCAGUGGGAAAAUUUCUUGAAAAUUUUCAAAAAGAACUUCUAUCAACUUCAAUGGAUUCUAAAAGAAUGUUACCUCCGCCGCCGCCUCCACCUCCGCCCUUUUUUUCUCAAACUGUACAUCAUCAUCAUCAUCCAUAUUUUUCUCAAAUACUUCUCAACAAUUCAUUUAUCAAUCAUUUUCCAUCGUCACCCUCAUUGAACCGUUUCGGCCAUUCACCGUCCGAUGUUUUCAAUGAUCAUUCGUCGUUUCCCUAUCAUUUAUCAACACCAAAAAAACGUCGUACUAAAGUAACCGACACACGUUUAUCACCACGUAUAACAUCAAAGAUUCCUGCAGACGAUUUGACUGACGACGAAAAUAGUUCAUCGCAACAUUCAUCCGACGAAAAUCCAAGCAAAUCGGAUCAACAAUUGCUGGAAUAUAAUGGAUUUCAAAUAAUAUUAACAUCACUUCAUUUACGUAAAGCAAAAUUAAUGUUCUUUUAUACACGUUAUCCGAACUCAUCCGUAUUGAAAGCCUAUUUUCCUGAUGUUCGUUUCAAUAAAUUAAUCACAGCACAAUUGGUUAAAUGGUUUUCAAAUUUUCGAGAAUUUUUUUACCAACAAAUUGAAAAAUAUGCUCGACAAUGUUUAGCUGAAGGUAUAUCUAAUGUUGAUGAUUUAAUUAUCACACCGAAUUCUGAACUUUAUCGCAUUCUUAAUCUUCAUUAUAAUCGUUCGAAUCAAAUAAAUGUACCGAUAAGUUUUAGUAGUGCUGUUCAAGCAGCAUUAAGAGAAUUCUUUAUUGCUAUACAACAACAAAAAGAUCUGGAGUCAUCAUGGAAAAAAAGUAUUUAUAAAAUAAUGCAACGUUUCGAUGAUCAAAUACCUGAAUUUUUUAAAAAUGAUCACUGGAUGCAUUCCAUUUGA